Molecule: messenger RNA, 4739 nt
Organism: Brassica rapa (field mustard)
Lineage: Eukaryota; Viridiplantae; Streptophyta; Magnoliopsida; Brassicales; Brassicaceae
Product: probable serine/threonine-protein kinase PBL18
Biological process (GO): protein phosphorylation
Molecular function (GO): protein kinase activity; ATP binding
Source: RefSeq, a predicted model, not a curated record
AUAAAAAUAAUAUAAUAUAAUAUAUUUAUGUUUAAUUAUAAAUUUAAUAAUAAUUAAACUAUAUUAUUAAAAAACAUAAUAAAAUAUAUAUUUUGAAGAUUUGGAAUGACGAAAAGUAUUACACCAAAUUUAGUGUAACACUAUUCACAAUACAUAAAAUUUGAUGGAAUAGUAUCAAUUUUGGUAUCUUAUUAAUUAUACCAAAUUUUACGUUUUAGUGUUUUACUGGAGAUGGCUUUAUAACCGAGGAUCAAACUGAAGCAAAAUAUCUCUCAUACGUGCAAGUUACAAGUCUAAACUAAAUCGAAUCAUAGAGAUAAGCUGAGGUUCAAAAUAUGAAAAUCAACUUCGACAAAUAUGGCAAUUCCCACAACGCUAAUUUCCAUAAUUUGUAAUACAUCUAAGCCGCACGAAUUAUUAGUAUAUGGAAAAAUGACUAGCGAAAAUGUGAUUCUUUUUCAGAGUACAGGUUAGCGUCUAAUAGUCCGGAUAGUUAUACUCAUUAAAAUAUUCAUAACCGAAUUGAGGGAUAUAUAGUAAAUUGGUAAAUUUAAAAGAUGGUUAAAAAUUAGAAGAAUUUAUAGGGAAGAAGCAACUAUGUGCAGGGCCGGUCCUAUACUAUGGUAGGAAAAAUAUUUGCAAGAGAUCCCCCACAUUUUAAAAAAAAAUUACAUACAAAUAAGUUUCAAAAAAAAUUUUAGGCCUCUAAAUUUAAAUUUUUUUUAUUUUUUUACAUAGAUAUAACCACAUACCCCCGAAAUUUUAGGGCAGGCCCUAACCAUGUGACAGAAUCUGAAACCCUAGAGGAUGCCAUAAUACUUUAAAGUCGACGAUAUAUGAUAAGAGACAUCAAACUUAUAAAAUGCGCCAUUAUGCAUUAAUUAAUCUAAGAAUCUUUACGGGAUCAUGUGCAUUUCCUUAAUCUAAUCUUUUGAAGCCUGGAUAUUUAAUACCUCAUUUUCUUUUUUAAAUCUCUUUUGAGAAAAAAAUAUAUUUGGCAUUUUUGGUGACAGUGUAUCAGAUGCUAACAUGUAUUUCCCAACUAUUUUAUAUAGGUAGUGUCGCUACAACAAAACAAAGAAUUACCCGUAAAGAAGAGAUGGCUAUGUGGCCAUGUGCUUGCUGCUUCAUUUACUUGAUUAACUACUCACUUCCAAAGGAAGAAUGGCUCAGAAUAAUAUCAACUAAAGGUACAUAAGAUCACGAUGUAUAUUUUCUUAUUAAGCUAUAUAUAACGUAAUACAUAUCAAUUUGUUAAUUAGUUUAUCAUUUCGUUUCUUAUACGGUUAUAUACUUAGAAUGUCUAAGUUUAUAAUCCUCAAUGAUAAAACUUACAAAUUGGGCAUUAGAUUUGUAUAUGAACCUUCUGAAAAGCUAAUUCAUUUCUAAUUUGGUCUUACGUAGACCAUAAUGGAAAAAUAGAUAACUAUGUGCAUAAAUGCAGCUAUUAAAAUACAAUAUUAAGGAGAGUGAAAAUGUUGGAAUGUCUAUAUUCUGUAAGUCCUAGCGUAUGAAUAAAAAUGACGAGCCAGAUGACAUACUACGAAAGAUUAAGCAUACGUAUAUUAUUUCUUAAUUUAAUAUGUUAUUUUAGUGAAAAUAAAAUAGUAAAAGGAGAGAUGGGAUGCAUGUGACUGGCAAUGACAUGAAGGAUAGUGGUUCGAUGUUUUGCACUUUGUUUAAGUAUUAGCUAACGAUCUUUCGUUGCCAUUUCACGUUGCCACAUAUUAUAUGCUUUUCAGUAUUUUUUUAAUUAUUUUGUCAACGGUCGGUUAUGGUAUAUUUUUGUAGACACACACAUCCAAAACUCAAGUUGGACUUUGGGACCGACCUUCGCUAGAACUUCUAAUUACUGAGCGAAGAAUAAAUAGGAACCUAAAUUCUUUUGAAAAAAGCAAGGUCGAACUAGUGCUUAGAUUGGUGGAGGCAUUAGCAUACAUAUAUGACUAUGACACGUAUAUAUAAAUAUAAUUUCCUUGUUGUAACCAAUAACUCUAAUAGCUAACAUUUGAACUCUCAAUCCGGCUUGAUGGCUCCAAUCAAAGAGUAUCAAAUGGUUAGUUAUUUUACAUGUUUGUAUUAUAACAUAACUAGAGUGCUUCCAAGGUUUACUUUCUUUUGAAUGGCAAGAUCAUAAAAACUGGAAUUCCAGAAAACAAUUUCCGUUUAAUCUAAUUUUGUCGGAUGAUUGCAGAAAAAACGUCCGGAAUGCAGUCUUUAUUCAGAUCAAGAGAACAUUUUUUCUUUUUUGGUAACACCACAUCAAGAGAACAUAUUGUCCAUUAAUAAACACUGAACUGCAUAUUAUGGUCAUUACUCUGUAUACUCAAACAUGUAUUAUAUAUCAUUGAUUUGUUUGUUGAAGUUGCGUUCAUAAAAUAGUGAUAUAAAUAUGAUUUGCCAAACUGGCGUUCAUUCAUUUGUGCUCAUCAUUUGUGUUUUAGCAUUAUUUAUUUUUAUUUUUUGUAACACAGUUGUGUUUUAGCAUUAAUAAAAUUUCUAAAUAUGAAAAAAUGUGGGUUCAAUCUAUAAAGGUAAAAUCUAAAUAAACAAACAAAAACGUUAUUAAAGAAAACAGAACACUUUGUGACUUUUAUGUACCACGUUGUUCAGACAAAAUUAUAUGUAAGACACUAUUGGGUUUGGCUUUUGAAAGCCCAGUAUCAUAAGUAAGCGAUAUCUUUCAUUUUAGUAUUUUUCAAGAUAAAAAAAAAAAAGAAAGGUUUGGCUGCAAGAAAGAAGAAAAGUCAUCGACAAAAAGAAGUUUGGACUCAAAAGAUGCAUGACGUUGCAAGUUUAGGGUAAAAGAAUAGGAAUUUUUGGUUGGAGGAAAAGGAAUUAUUCGACUUUUGAAAAUGUUUAAUAGACUUUCGACCCACUUCAAAUUUCAACGACUCGUCGACUCUUUUCGUUGUAAACUUAUCCUUUCACACUCUUUUCUGUUUCUAUAUUCUAAUUAGUUCCUUAAAUUCGUGCGCAUGGGUCAUUGUGAAAUAGUGUGAAUUACCUUGCUAGAAAUUUCCAUGCGAUUAUAAUUAUUUAGAUAACUCGAGAGAAGGAAAAGGCGAAAUUAGAAAGUGCAGCAGACCAAACUAGCGAUGGGUGGUAUACACGUCUUUGGUUUUGACCAACGACGACAGCGACAGACGAAGAUUUUUCAUCAUACAAAUCCUUUCCUUGUCUUUAUAUUUUCUUUUAAUUUAAUAUCCUCUGUUGCUUCUUGUAAUUUUCUCUGUUUUUUCCUUGUUCUCCUUCGCUCCAUAAAGAUUCAACUCUUAUUGCUUAAUCGGACAAGAAACCUCGAUCUCUAUAAUGGGAAAUUGCUUGGAUUCUCCUGCAAGAGUAGAUAACAGAGAAAGCUCUUUUGGAGGGUCAUCGAGAAUUUCUCCUAAACCGAGUCAGCCAUCUCGACUCUCAAGCCUCAUAAUACCCUCUUACAGCAACAGAAGCUUCACUAGUUCAUGGUCAGUUCAUACACCGAGAAGUGAAGGAGAGCUCUUACCUUCUCCAACACUAAAGGCCUUUACAUUCAACGAGCUCAAAACCGCAACAAGAAACUUCAAACCCAACAAUCUUAUCGGUGAAGGCGGUUUUGGUUAUGUCUAUAAAGGUUGGAUUGGUGAGCAGUCUUUGUCGCCUUCGAAACCAGGGUCAGGUAUGGUUGUUGCAGUCAAGAAACUUAAAUCAGAAGGGUUUCAAGGACACAAAGAGUGGUUGACUGAGGUUCACUAUCUAGGGAGGCUUCAUCACAUAAAUCUUGUGAAGCUCAUUGGAUUUUGCUUAGAGGGAGAGAAGCGGCUUUUGGUUUACGAGUACAUGCCCAAAGGAAGCCUUGAGAACCAUCUAUUUAGAAGAGGCGCAGAUCCGAUUCCGUGGAAGACAAGGAUGAAAGUUGCAAUAAGUGCAGCGAGAGGACUUGCUUUCCUCCACGAAGCUAAAGUCAUAUACCGUGACUUCAAGGCCUCUAAUAUUCUACUUGAUUCGGAGUUCAAUGCAAAGCUAUCUGAUUUCGGAUUGGCAAAAGCAGGACCAACAGGAGAUAGAACCCAUGUGACAACUCAAGUGAUGGGCACUCAAGGCUACGCAGCACCUGAAUACAUAGCAACGGGCCGGUUAACUGCCAAGAGCGAUGUCUAUAGCUUUGGAGUGGUGCUUCUCGAACUACUCUCGGGACGUCCCACGGUAGAUAAAUCGAAAGUAGGAGUGGAACAGAAUCUGGUGGAUUGGGCAAUACCUUAUCUAGUGGAUAGGAGAAAAGUGUUUAGAAUAAUGGACACAAAGCUUGGAGGGCGUUACCCGCACAAAGGGGCUUGUGCAGCAGCCAACAUUGCAUUGCGGUGUCUUAACACAGAAGCUAAGCUGAGACCGGAGAUGUCUGAUGUCUUGUCUACUUUACAACAGCUUGAGACUUUGACAAAGACGGGCUCUACUCCAAACGCAAUCAUGUCUCCUUCAUCUGUGUCGGAGAAUCGCGGGAGAUCUCUACGUUCAAGGUGAGAAAGGAGAUUUAGCGACUCUUUUUGAGUCAGUAACAUAUAUUUAUAUAUUUUCUUGCGAAGUGUGUUGAACAGUUUUGUAGCUUCUCUCAAGACCAUAGGUUUUCUGGUUGGAAAUGUAUAGACGUGUAUAUAUAUAUAUAUAUGGAAAUGUAAAUGAAAACGUAGGUUUUCUGGUUGAUAUUAAGAUUUGUGUGACCAAUGUAACAUUUAUGAAAUAUAUGAGUUUACAAUACAUAGCAG